GUGAUGUGGUUCCCGGCGCUUCUGUACCUGCUUGGUCAACUGGACCUGUCCGCAGGCGGGAGUGACACGACAGAUCCCGAUGCGAUCUUCGCGGUGAACAACGGCACCGCAGCCACUGACACGAUGGUACAGCCUCACUUCGAUAAUUCUACGAAGCGUGAAUACACAGCUGCAGUGGGCCAGCCUGCGUACUUACAUUGCAGAGUGAAAAAUCUUGGAGAUAGAUCGGUGUCCUGGAUACGAAAACGUGAUCUACACAUCCUCACUGUGGGUGUGCACACAUACAGUAGCGACGCGCGAUUCGCCGCACUACACACCGACGGUUCUGAUGAAUGGACGUUGAGAGUAGCGCAUGCGCAACCAAGAGAUUCUGGUGCCUAUGAGUGCCAAGUAUCGACGGAGCCAAAAAUUAGCUUGUCCUUCUGGCUAACUGUUGUAGUUUCAAAGGCCGAGAUCCUGUCGGGACCAGAGCUGUUUGUGCGCGCCGGAUCUGAUAUUAAUUUAACAUGCGUUGCAAGGCACGCACCCGAUCCACCAAGUUCUAUCAACAGCUUUAUAUACUGGUAUCGGGGUGCUAAUGUCGUAAACUACGCUCAACGCGGCGGCAUUAGCGUGGAAACAGAACAGCGCACUCGCACAAGCCGUCUUCUGAUCGCACGAGCGUCACCCAGAGACUCAGGAAAUUAUACAUGCGCCCCAAGUAGUUCUGAUUCUGCGUCCGUGGUUGUACACGUCCUGAACGGCGAACGACCGGCUGCCAUGCAAAGCAACGCUUACCAAACCACGCCAACCAAUAUUCUUAUAUAUUUAAUUAUAAUUAUUCUAAGAAAUCACAGACUUGACAAUAUUAUAGACACUUUUGUUAAAGUGUACACGUUCUUCUUUAAUUUUCGAAUUAAACUUCAAUCCAUUCGACUUAUAUCCAGAUGA
Messenger RNA from Nymphalis io (European peacock), 930 nucleotides. RefSeq names its product hemicentin-2-like. Gene Ontology annotation, biological process: synapse organization. Bases 4 to 930 code for a protein of 308 amino acids. Gene Ontology annotation, cellular component: neuron projection membrane. NCBI's taxonomy places the organism in Eukaryota, Metazoa, Arthropoda, Insecta, Lepidoptera, Nymphalidae. The transcript is spliced from 6 exons. The record is from RefSeq and is a predicted model, not a curated record.